Rhea pennata is the source of this 1733-nucleotide messenger RNA. Its product is annotated as gonadotropin-releasing hormone II receptor-like. Gene Ontology annotation, molecular function: protein-hormone receptor activity; G protein-coupled receptor activity; peptide binding. The transcript is spliced from 3 exons. Gene Ontology annotation, biological process: cellular response to hormone stimulus; G protein-coupled receptor signaling pathway. Gene Ontology annotation, cellular component: plasma membrane. Bases 1 to 1125 code for a protein of 374 amino acids. The record is from RefSeq and is a predicted model, not a curated record. Lineage: Eukaryota; Metazoa; Chordata; Aves; Rheiformes; Rheidae.
AUGCCCGAGGAGCAGCGCCGAGCGGCUCCUCGCCAGCCCGCCGCCGAGCGCAGUGCCAACAUCUCAGCCUCCGGCUGCCCUGAGCGCUGGGUCGAGCCCACGUUUACGCCGGCCGCCUGGGUCCGGGUCGUCAUCACCGUCGUCCUCUUCCUGCUAGCGGCAUGCAGCAACGCCGCGGUGCUCUGCAGCCUCCUGAGGAAGAGGAGGAAGUCCCACGUGCGGCCGCUGAUCCUCAGCCUGGCGCUGGCGGACCUGCUGGUGACGGUGGCGGUGAUGCCGCUGGACGCCGUGUGGAACGUGACGGUCCAGUGGCGCGCCGGCGACCUCUCCUGCAAGCUGCUCAACUUCCUCAAGCUCUUCGCCAUGUACGCGGCCGCCCUGGUGCUGGUGGUCAUCAGCCUGGACCGCCACGCGGCGGUCCUCCGCCCCUUGGCCUUCGCCAGCGCCCGCCGGCGCAAUAAGCACCUGCUCUGCGCCGCCUGGGUCUCAAGCCUCCUGCUGGCUUCACCCCAGCUUUUCCUUUUCCACCUGCACACCAUCCCGGGAGUGAAUUUCACCCAGUGUGUUACUCACGGCAGUUUCCAAGAGCACUGGGAAGAAACCGUCUACAACAUGUUCACCUUUACCACCCUCUACAUCACCCCGCUGAGCGUCAUGAUUAUUUGCUACAUCCGAAUCGUAUGGGAAAUCAGUAAGCAGCUGAAGAUCAACAAAGGUCUGAUAAGAAAUAAAAACGACCACAUCUCCAAGGCACGCAUGAAGACCCUCAAGAUGACCAUAGUGAUUGUUGCUACCUUCAUCAUCUGCUGGACUCCGUAUUACCUCUUGGGCUUGUGGUACUGGUUCCAGCCAGAUAUGAUCCACAGGAUGCCGGAGUAUAUCAACCACAGCUUUUUCCUCUUUGGCUUGCUACACACAUGCACCGACCCUGUCAUUUAUGGACUGUACACCCCGUCCUUCCGCGAGGACAUGCAGUUGUGUCUCAGAGGCAUUGAAACAGCAUUUACCAGGCAGGAGAGACAUAGACCUGUCCCAGAUUCAGAGAGGAAUGUCAAAGGUGAUGCUGUAAAUGGUGGAGUGGCUUCAGGGGGCUCCAACGGGACGACUGUGCACACGGUGUGCUGAACGGACGUAUGUGAAAGGAGUCCAGAGACCCAGCUUCAGGGGCCGCUUCAUCCCGCAGCCUCGUUUUGGAGACUUUCCACCUUUGGUCAGUGUGAGUCUCUGGCCAAAAAUUAUAAUAGGGAAUGUUUCUGCAACCUCUGCUCAGGGUGAAAAACAUUGGUUUUGGAGGUAAUUAUGGUUGUUCCUCCAUAUACUGGGAGGUUUGUGACAGCUAGGAAACCAGCCUUUGUCACCUGUAUGUGCUGCUCCAGGCCAGGUGUCCCCUAGCACCGCCUCUGGGAUCGAGCACCCACCACGCUUCCAGAACCAACCCAUGGGAGAAGACAUGCUGGUUGCUCAGCCGUAUGGAACGAGGACCGUGUUGCAUGGGGGGCUCAGCCUGUGAGUGCCCCCUGGGGCCUGUUCCCAAGUGUAAAUCUGUGCAGGUGCAUAGUGCUCUGAGGAACUGGGCCCCGAGACAUCGCAAACGUGGGAACUGCAGGCUUUGAUUCCGUUUUCUCUCUCCGUUGUAGGAAAAUCGCUCUUGAAAUUUCUGCUCUCCUGGCUCCGUGCCUGCCUGGUUCUCUCAAAGCCUUGGGUGAAGCUCCAAGAAGGAUUUAAUCUUGGGG